Molecule: messenger RNA, 456 nt
Organism: Phycomyces blakesleeanus NRRL 1555(-)
Lineage: Eukaryota; Fungi; Mucoromycota; Mucoromycetes; Mucorales; Phycomycetaceae
Exons: 4
Coding region: 1-456 (151 amino acids)
Source: RefSeq, a predicted model, not a curated record
AUGCGUACUAGAAACCUCAUUCAUCUCCAAAUUACCAAUCACAAGGCUAUGCGUUUACUUUUGUAUAUCCCUCGUGAAAAACUAACUUGGUACGAUGAACAAGAUCGACAUCAAUCAGUAUUGGAUAUAUUAAAGCCAAUUAUUCAUCGGUAUCUGCUUAUUGAUCAAGACAAAACUACCUCAAAGCAGAAGAAGGCAAUGGAGUCUGCAAAGGUUAUAUCUCAAGAUACUUUCCAAAUUGUCUAUCAGUUUGUGCCUUAUAUUACACAAGAGACAAUGCUUACUAGGGAGCACCGAAUUAUGCUAGAAAAUAAUGGUCAAGACGCGCUGCCAACAAAACGCACGUCGUUCUCACCCCUUGCGAUUUAUGGCUUCCAACUCCUUGUGUCUUUAGCCGAUCCUGACGUGAAUACCAAUACAAGUAGUCUCGACAACUAUUUCUCAGUGGCAUCAUAA